AAAAAAAUAGGGUUUUUUUUUUUUGUCAUCAUCAAUCAUUUAAUCCUAUGGAAGAUAGUCCUGCUAGUAAAGAUAUUGAAUUUAAUAAAUCCAGUGUCACUCCAAACGACGACGUUUUACCUCAAAACGAUGACGUCAUCAUCUCCGGUCCGUCUACUUCCACACUAUCUGUUGAUCAAUCUUCAGGAACAGUUGAGAUUGAUCUUGAUACAUCGAAAAGCGGACAUUUUUUCAACGAAGAUAGUGACGUGAAAACGUCCGGUGCGGUAAAGGAAGACGUGGUAUCGCAAAUCGAUGACCUAGUCAUUGCUUUUUCGACUUCUUUUACACUUUCUGAUGACCCGUGUUCAGGACAUGGAAAGGAAUCAAGUUUCGGGCAGUUAGGAACAGUUGAGGCUGGUGUUGACAAAUUAACAAGUGGGCAUGCAGAGAGUGAUAUGGAAGAUGUUGGAGUAAAAAGUUCCAGUUCUUGUGAUGACAGUGUUUUAUCUCAAAGUGAUGACACACAAGUUGUUACAAGCUUUGAGCAGUCAGAAACAGUUGAAACUAGCGUGGAUAAAUUAAUAAGUGGACAGACGGAAGAGACUGCAGUGGAAGAUAUUAAAGUGAAAAGUUUCUGUGCUGCCAAUGACGACAUUUUAUCUCAAAGUGAUGACUUGAAAGUUGACAAAACUUUUGAGCAGUUAGGAACUACUGAGACUGGUGUUGAUGAAACAACAAGUGGACAGAUUGAAGAGACUGCUAUGGAAGAUAUUGAAGCGAAAAGUUCCGGUUCUGCCAACGACAACAUUUUAUCUCAAAGUGAUGAGCUGAGAGUUGAUACAGAGCAGUUAGGAACUAUUGAGACUGGUGUUGAUAAAUCAACAAGUGGACAGAUUGAAGAAAGUGCUGUGGAUACUGUAGUUAAAAGAUUCGGUUCUGCCAAUGACUGUGUAUUAUCUGAAAGGGAUGAUCUACAAGUUGGUACAAGUUUUGAGCUGCUAAGAAUGGUUGCAAUUGAUCUUGAUAAGUUAACAAUUGGACAGAUUGAAGAAAGUGCCGUAGAAGUUAUUGACGCGAAAAGAUCCCGUUCGGACACUGACAGUGAUUUAUGUCAAAGUGAUGGCCUACAAAUUGAUUCAAGUUUUGAGCAGUCAGGACCAGCUGAGACUUAUGCUGAUAAAUUAACAAGUGAACACAAGCAGAAUACUCUGAAAGAUAUUGAAGGGAAAAGAUCCGAUACCACCAAUGACUGUGUUUUAACGAAAAGUGAUGACCUACAAAUUGAUGCAAGUCCUGAGCUGUCAGGAACAGUUGAAAUUGAUGUUGACAAAUCAACAAGUGAACAUAUUAAAGAGAGUGCUGUGAAAAAUAUUGAAGUGAAAAGAUCUGGUACUGUCAAUGAUGUUGUUUUAUCUCAAAAUGAGGAGCUACAAAUUGAUGCAAGUCUUGAACAGCUUGGUACAAUUGAGAUUGAUGUUGAUAAAUCAACUAGUGGACAGAUUGAAGAGAGCGUCGUGAAAGAUAUUGGAGUAAAAAUAUCCGGUGCCUCCAUCCACGGUUUAUAUCAAAGUAAUGACCUACUGAUUGAUCCAAGUCUUGAGCAAUUAGGAACAGUUGAGGUUGAUGUUAAUAACUCAACAAGUGCACAGGCUGAUGAGGAUGAUGUGAACGAUGCUGAAGUGAAAAGAUCAAGUGCCACAGAUGCUGUUAUGUUACCUCAGAGUGAUGACCUACUAAUUGCAGUUUCAACUUCUUCCGUACUUGCUAAUGUCCACUAUUCAGGACCUGGGAACGGCACAUGCUUUGAGUAUUUAGGAACAGUUAAUACUGAUGCUGAUAAAUCAAUAAAUGAUCAGCUUGAGGAGAGUGACAUGAAAGAUAUUGAAGUGACCAGACCUGGUGCCGUCAACGACAGCGUUUUAUCUCCAAACGAUGACCUGAUUACUGUUUCAUCUGCUUUCAUACUAACCGGCGACUGUUCUUCAGGACUUGGGAAUGGGACGAUUCAUGAGCAAUCAGGAACAGUUGAGAUUGAUGUUAAUAAAUCAACAACUGAACAGAUUGAAAAGUGUGCUCCCAAUGACGACCUUUUAUCUCAAAGUGAUGAUAUACUGGUUGCUGCUUCGUUCUCCACGCUUGCCGAUGACAGAUCUUCAGGACUUGGCAGUGAUGCAUGUUUCGAGCAAGUAGGAACAGUAGAGGCUCAUGUUAGUAAUACAACAAGUGAUUGUGUUGAAGAAAUGGCUGAAAUGGUUAAAACAUCUGAACCUGUCAAGUCAGGAAAGAAUGCAAAGUUCAACUUACGAAAAAGUUUAGCUUGGGACAGUGCCUUUUUCACUAGUGAUGGUGUUCUUGAUGCGGAUGAGUUGUCGACCAUGAUUGAUAGAGGUGAGAAGGGUGUAAAAUAUCAGUUACCAGGAAUCGAAGAGGAGGUUUACAGAUCCAUGGAUUCAAUCUCAACUUUAGAAAGUGACAAUUUGUCACUUGAGUGUCUUGAGGCUGAGCUUUUCGAAGACAUUAGAGCUUCAAUCCAGAAAUCUACUAGAGCAUCUAACCCAAUUAAUUCGAGUAUCAAGGUAUCACCCGGAAACGGAGAUACACAUCCAAAUGUUGGCAGCUCAUCAAAGGUUGAUCAUGAAUCUGGAAAACGGUUGAAGCCUGUUGCAAGAUUUAAAGACAAUGGUUCAAAAGUUCCGCAACCCAAGAUAACAAGAGUAAACUCCACAUCAACAUUAACAAAAAGAGCUUUGAGUACCAAUGUUGCAAAGAAGGAUCAUGAUAUUUUAAAACAAGCCCAUGUUACUCAGAAAGGGACUAAAGCAGCAAAAACAACACAAGGACCAAAGGUAACUGAAGUGAUUGGUCCUCGAAGGGGUGUUCCGAAGCCUUUGCCUAGUUCCAAGCCAUCUUCAUUGGGAUCCAAGACAGAGCCCACACGACCUUCUUCAUCAUGUAGCAAUUCUAGUAGUUGCUCUUCAGGAGCUGAUGUAAAAACCUCAGUCGACCUUUCAAGAAAAAAAGUUGAACCCAAAACCGGUAAACUUACAGCCAGAUCAGUUCCCCAAACAUCUUCAAGGAUUAUCACGAAAACCAAAGCGCCAGCACCUGCUAAUUCUCGUCUUCCAUCCCGCUUUGUCUCAUCUAAACUUUCUUCACGCAUACCUUCUGCUAGUUCUGCAAGUGAAUGUUCUUCAAAAUCAUCAUCAUCAACCUCUACUAUCAAUAGAAAGUCUACGCCCAGGGACAGUACAGAUACUCUUGUUUCUUACAGAUCUUCUGUUGAAUCAGCGUCAAGUAUUCAUUCUACUGAUCAAAAUUCAAAUCAGAAUGGAAACCAGGCGGUAGUUGUCCCUCCCUCGCAAAGUGGUGCUCUUUCUCGACCUCCAUCUGUUCAACCAACAGGACUUAGAAUGCCUUCACCCAAGAUCGGUUUCUUUGAUGGGGGAAAAUUAGGUGUUCGAACCCCAACUGGAGCUAUACAAUCUCAAUCUGGGUUGCCAACUGGUCCAACCAAUUCAAAUGGUGUUAAGGAUGUAAACCUUCCCCAAUCUAAAACAGCAUCAGCUCAUACAACCAUGAAACAAAAUAAACAAUCCAAUUUUGGGAACAAAUUAUCCUGCAAAACCAACACGCUGGGAAAUGAUCAGCUGACGAUUUCUAACAGCAGUUCGGAGGUGCGUUCUCUUGUUGCUGGGAAGGUUAAUAAAGUGGAUAAAUCUGUAACAGAAAGCUCAAGGGCUCCAUUUGCAGUCAAGAACUCUAUCUAUGAUAAAUAGCCAACUGAUUUACUGCGUUACUUUUGUGUUACCUUAAAGUCUGAGAUGCAACAUUUGUUAAUGUGUUUUGAAAACAAGAGUUUUAUUUGCAUUGUAAAGGGUUUGAGUUUAUUCUGUUCAAUUGAUCACUUAUGAUGUUUUGUGAUUUGGUUUAUUAUUCUAUCCAGUUUUUCCCUCAUUA
Messenger RNA from Erigeron canadensis, 3939 nucleotides. RefSeq lists its product as uncharacterized. The coding region runs from base 48 to 3758 and encodes 1236 amino acids. The record is from RefSeq and is a predicted model, not a curated record. Lineage: Eukaryota; Viridiplantae; Streptophyta; Magnoliopsida; Asterales; Asteraceae. The transcript has 11 exons. Gene Ontology annotation, molecular function: microtubule binding.